UUCUUGCUUGUACCUUCGGUAACUCCGUCUCUCCGCUGCUUUCUUCCUCCCGUUCGUCGGUUCGAUUCUCCAAACUAUUGUUUCAGUACCGUGGCUCAUAGAUUCUUGUCUAUUCUGCUCUCGUUGAAGAAUAUAUACGUUGAAUCGCGUGACAGAAGAUAUGGAGAGUGAAAAGGGAUUGAUGAACAAUGCUAAAACUCCUGUUACUUCCAGAUUGUCCAGAGUUUCUGAGAUGAUGACGGAGAUAAUGGAAAUUCAAGCUGAGGAUCCCAAGUUCCAUGUAUUGUUCAUCCCGGGGAAUCCAGGUGUUGUGCCAUUUUAUAAGGACUUUUUGGAAUCUUUAUACGAGUUUCUUGAUGGAAAUGCAUCUAUCACGGCUAUUGGUCAAAUAUCUCAGACGAGCAAGGACUGGGAGUCUGGGAGGCUAUUUUCGUUACAAGAACAAAUCGAUCAUAAGGUUAAUUUUAUCAGACAGGACAUUGAGGGAGUGAAAGUUCCAAUAAUACUGGUUGCACACUCUAUUGGGUCUUAUAUAUCCCUUGACAUUUUAAGGAAGUUCUCUGAAAAGCAGGUGGUAUACUGUAUUGGCUUAUAUCCAUUUCUGACUCUCAACAAACAGUCAACAAAGCAAUCGUUAAUUGGAAAACUUGCAGCGUCUUCUGUUCUAUCGGCUACAGCGAGUUUUCUCAUUGCAUCACUGAGACUGUUACCUAUGUGGGCUGCACGGAGGCUUGUAUCUAACUCCCUUGGAGCUUCAUGGUCUGAUACUGCAGUUCAAGCUACUUGCACUCACUUGAGGCAGUAUCACACCAUGCGCAAUGUUCUCUAUAUGGCAAUGACAGAGUUUAGAGAGCUCGCAGCAGAGCCAGAUUGGGAGUUCAUGAGAGAAAACCAGACCAGGCUUGCAUUUUUAUUUGGCAUUGAUGAUCAUUGGGGUCCACUGCAACUCUUUGAAGAGAUUUCAAAGCUGGCUCCUGGUACUUCCUUGUCUAUUGAGAGGGAAGGUCACACGCACGCGUUCUGCUGCACGGUGGCUGGCUCCGUGUGGGUUGCGCAGCAUGUAGCCACUCUGAUCAAGAACCGGUUUACGCACCUCCAGUAAAUGUAAAUUGUCCUGACUUUUAAACCAAAUAAACCGGUCUGUGAAUUUUCAUUUUGAACCAUCAAUAGCGUUAAAUCAAUGAGCCGAGUUGUUCUGGCCCAAACAUAUCUACUUCGUUCAAUUACACCGGGAAAACAUCUUCAUAGAGUUGCAUUAAUGUAACAAAUCGCGAUCAGUGAGAAUUUAAGACCAGAAAAUUAGGGUACUGGAGUUGAAUGCAGCGAAUAAAAUUAGCUUAGCCGGUUUAUAAGAAAUUGUUUAGUUAUUGAAGGUGGAAUUAAAUACAUAUUUAAUUAUUUAUCAUUCUUACGUAACGCUCAUUAUUUUCAACUGCCUCAAUUUGCAUUUAUAUUUGAUUUAAAUGAUUUCAUCACUUUAAAAUCUGUUGAAGCUGUAACUACCCCUCUUCAACUCUAACUAACUUUUCACCCUCUUAGCUAUAAAAACAAGUUGCCAGAAUUUCUGAACAUGCACAUUUAAAGUUUCAUUAUUUUAUUUUUCCCAAUUGUAGGUCUGACGAAACCCUCAGUUUUUUCUCUCUCUGACUGAUAAAUUCAUAUUUCAGGCAAAAUCUUGUUCUAAUCUCUUUAUAUUUUAUUAUUUUUUUGUAGGAAAAAAAAUCAGUUUUUGGACAUAUCAUCUUAUUAUAUAAAGUUUGGUUCUUCAAAGUUGCUAAUUAACACGAUCUUGACACAUGGCAAUUACAUAUUUAAGAUUGUGACAUGUGUUAAUAUUAUUUUUUUCCUAAAAUCAUAAAAAAAAAGAUAACUGUAAAAAAAAAUGAUAGUAAUUAUCCUUUUUUAAAAUCUUAAACCAAAAAAUUGUAGAAGAGUGUUUAAUGUUAAUUUUCUUUUAUUGGUUCUUAAAGUUUUUAAUUAAUAUGAUCGCGACACAUGCCAAUUAUAUAAUUAAGAUUGUGACAUGUGUUAAUACUAAUUUUCUUUUUCUAUCAUUAAAAAAACUAUAAUUACUCACAUAUUAACACGAUUUUUUGAAAAAAAUAAUAGUAAUUUUCGUUUUUACAAAUCCUAUACCAAAAACGAUUUGUACAAAUAAUUUAUUUAAUACUAAUUUUCCUUUACUAAAAUCAUAAACCAAAAACAAUUUGUACAAAUAAUUUUCCUUUUCUAAAAUAAUAAAGAAAAGAUAACUGUAAAAAAAUGAUAGUAAUUAUCCUUUUUAAAAUUCUAAAGCCAAAAAAUUGUAAAAGAGUGUUUAAUGUUAAUUUUCUUUUAUUAAAAUCUGAUUUUUUGAAAAAAUUAAUAAAAAUUUUCGAUUUUACAAAUCCUAUACCAAAAACGAUUUGUACAAAUAAUUUAUUUAAUACUAAUUUUCCUUUUCUAAAAUCAUAAAGAAAAGAUAACUGAAAAAAUAUUAAUAGUAAUUAUCCUUUUAAAACUUUUAAACCAAAAAAUUGUAAAAGAGUGUUUAAUGUUAAUUUUCCUUUAUUCAAAUCCUAAUUAAAAAGAUCAUAAACCAAAAGGAACUACAAUUAUUCACAUCUAUAUAUAGGACUAAGCUCUCUCAUAUUUUGACACUUCUCAUAUUUGAUCAGCAAGCAUAAAGAAAAAUAUUAGGUGGGUUUUUUGGUCAUCGCAUGUUCUUUUCUUCUUAUAAACUGAUGUUAAUUUUUUUUCUUCAUUAUUGUCAUGCUGGGCACGUAAGUUAUUGCCACAAUAAUGCUUAGGAGUUUGUACAUACAAUAUAUAAUUAGUUAUGAUGUUGUACAUAAGUUAAUGUCAACGCCAAUUUACUACUUUAAUACGUUUAAUUAUGCUUAUGUGUGUUCGUUCUAUUUAUUAUUUUCUAACUGAAAUUGUAAUUCAAUUUGCUACCAGGAAUUAUCAAGACAAUGGCUUCAGAAAGUUAUCUAACACUAGAUCAGUUAAAUAAGAAAUGUUCUUACCGUCGUACUGAGUACGUCUUACUAGAAAGUGGGAAGCAAGAAAUUUAAAUAAGAAUAACGAGCUUAUAGGAAUAAAUUUUCUCCUACUUGAUAAGAUGGUAAAUAUUUUAUUUUUAAAAAAUCUUAUAUAGUUUUAUUGUAAAAAUAAUUUGUUUAUUAUAUAGGAAAAUACAAUUCAAGGUUGUGUGCAUCCUUCUCUUAUUGAAAAGUUCGGGGAUGGAUUACAUGAAGGGGCCAUUAUUGAAAUCUGCAAAUUUAAUUUGCAAGAUUACAAUAAAAACUAUAAAAUCUCAUAUCAUAAAUUUCAGAUAAGAUUGACCGAGAGAACAACAAUUGCAUGUGUGGAGCAACAAUUACCUCAAACACCGCCUGAAAAAUUUCGAUUUCGAAACUAUGAAGAGUUUUUUCAACUGAAAGAUUCAACAUACGAUUUAUAUGGUAAUAUUUAGUAUUUUCUUUGGUGAGUUAUUUUUUUAUCUUUCCUCUUUUGACUUCGCUUUAUAUAUUCAGGACAGUUAAAUCUCUUGCAGUAUUGAAUGCAAAGAUUGAUAGGUUUAAAUAAUUAUUACAUUGACUGAAGUUGGAUCCUUUCGUAUAGAGUCUGCUUGACAUUGGUUGAUGCAUUUGUAUGUUUAGUAGGUCAUUGAUUGAUUGAUUACUAGGAACACGUAAUCUGUUUUUUUUUUGUAGCAAUUUGGUUGUCAAACAUCAUAUGUUUCAGUCAAAUUAUUCGGUAUUUGUAAUGAAUUUUUCUUGAAAUAACAUUAUUACAUAACACGAUUUUUGUUACAGAUGUAAUUGGAUGUAUAAAGAAUAUUGAGAAAACGGAUGUUCGUAGCAAGACCACACCUGUCCUCCGAAGAGUUAUUCAACUUUAUUGUUAGAAAGGUAUAUUUUUCAAUUCCAAUUCUAUUAAUCAAUUUCGAUUUUUAUUUUUUAUUUCUCUUUUACAAAAAUUCUAUCUAAUACAGUAGAAUUGAAAUACAAGCAACACUAUGGGCUGAACAAGCAGAACUAUUUGAAGAUAAAUAUCGCGCUUUGAAAAGUAAUAAUAUUGUUCUUAUCAUGACAAGUGUUUUGAUCAAGACAUAUCAAGGUGUAAUUUGUCUCUCAGCAUCUUCUGGGACUAAAUUCUAUUUGAAUUAUGAUUUUGAUUCUGUUACCGACUUUCAAAAAAGGUAUUAUUUAAAAGGUUCAGUUCAGGUUCGGAUAACCCAUUUAAAUAAUUUUUGAAAUUUUAAAAUUCAUUAUAUACUUUAAAUCCUCAAAAUCUAUAAAUACAAUAAUAUAUUACAUAUAAAUUUGAAUAACAUAUGUCAAAACACCUAAAAUUAACAUAUAAAUUGGUUUGGUUUGAAUAUUUUGAUAGAGAAUCAUAAGAAAUUUCAAAUAUAUUUUGGUGUUUUCAGUAUAUUUUAGCUAUCUUAGACAUUUAGUUUUAACUAUUUGUUUAUAUUUUCAAGUAUUUUACACACGUUAAAAGUAUCUUAUAUAUUUUGGAUGUUAUUAAUAUACAUUAAAUCUAAAAAUAAUUAAUAUAUUUAGGUAUAUAAAUCUAUAUAAUAUAUAUUUGGAUAUCCGAAAUACUUCGUUUCAUUUCUCUAGAUACCAAAAUUUUGAACCCGUUCGAAUAUUUAAUCAAUUUUGAUUCAGAUUCGGUAUUAUUUUUUGGAUCGGGUAUGGUUCAGUUUUUCAGAUUUUGUUUUUUUUUGCCCAGCCCUAUUUUAAUCUCUGUUUCAUAGUAACAUACAAAGACGUUUUCAUUCAAUUAAUAUAAUAAAAACAUGUUAUAAUAAACUUUUAAAAUCAUUCCAAAUUACUAUUAAUAUAGCCUUGCAUCAUUCCAAAAUACGAUUUGAGUUGAACUUGAACAUGAUUAUUCCAAAACAGACGAUAUAGUCUGAUCAUUAAAAGGUGAACUAUUUAUAAAAAAAACAAAAA
This is a messenger RNA of Brassica rapa (field mustard), 4949 nucleotides long. RefSeq names its product lipid droplet-associated hydrolase. The record is from RefSeq and is a predicted model, not a curated record. Gene Ontology annotation, molecular function: lipase activity. Gene Ontology annotation, cellular component: lipid droplet. NCBI's taxonomy places the organism in Eukaryota, Viridiplantae, Streptophyta, Magnoliopsida, Brassicales, Brassicaceae. Gene Ontology annotation, biological process: lipid storage.